This is a messenger RNA of Syngnathoides biaculeatus (alligator pipefish), 4172 nucleotides long. It is a transcript of the gene ipo11, whose product is annotated as importin 11. Lineage: Eukaryota; Metazoa; Chordata; Actinopteri; Syngnathiformes; Syngnathidae. Gene Ontology annotation, cellular component: cytosol; nuclear envelope. The transcript is spliced from 30 exons. Gene Ontology annotation, biological process: protein import into nucleus. Gene Ontology annotation, molecular function: small GTPase binding. The coding region runs from base 172 to 3099 and encodes 975 amino acids. The record is from RefSeq and is a predicted model, not a curated record.
UGCCUUGUGACCGACGUCAUCAAGGCGCGCCGGCAUGUGUCGCUGGCGCCAUUCUAACAAGCGUGUGUUCCCCUGCCUCUCUGCCGAAGUAGCACCAAACACAGCUCGACUUGUCAUUUCACUACUUCUGCAUUUGAUCGCCUGCAGUGCGUCUUUUAGGUAUAUCCAGCUAUGGAUAUAGACGGUGCCAGUUCAGUCGUGCUGAAGGCCUUAACCCAAGCCACCAGUCAGGACACGGCCGUGCUGAAGCCCGCCGAGGAGCAGCUCAGACAGUGGGAGACGCAGCCGGGCUUCUAUUCGGUCCUCCUGAACAUCUUCAAUAAUCACUUGCUGGAUGUGAACGUCAGGUGGCUGGCGGUGCUCUACUUCAAAAACGGCAUUGACAGAUACUGGAGGAGAGUCGCGCCCCACGCUUUAUCAGAGGAGGAGAAGACCACGUUACGUGCCGGUCUCAUCACAAACUUCAAUGAACCUGUCAAUCAGAUAGCAACCCAGAUCGCGGUCCUGAUAGCCAAGGUAGCACGGCUGGACUGCCCCCGGCAAUGGCCGGAGCUUAUCCCCAUUCUGCUGGAGUCGGUCAAGGGCCAGGAUGGCCUGCAGCAGCACAGAGCGCUUCUCACCUUUUAUCACGUUACCAAAACCCUCUCGUCGAAACGUCUGGCGCAGGACAGACGCCUGUUUCAGGAUUUGGCGUCCAGCAUUUACAGCUUUGCGUGUUCCCUGUGGGGCCACCACACGGACUGCUUCCUCCAACAAAUCUGCGCCCGUGACGAGACUGCAGCGAUGGCAUCGCUGGAAAGAACACUGCUCUCCCUUAAAGUACUCCGCAAGUUGACUGUUCAUGGAUUCCAAGAGCCACAACAGAGCAUGGAAGUGAUGCGUUUUUUGAAUGCGGUUUUUGAAAGGCUAAAACAGUUCCUGGAAUGCUGUCGACAAAUUGGUCCAGGCAGCACAUGUAGAGAAAAGCUAGAAAAGACCAUCAUACUCUACACUAAAGUGUUGUUGGAUUUCUUGGAGUACCAUCCCUGUGCAUUUAUACCUCUAAUCCAGCGCUCGCUGGAGUUCGCUGUGAGCUACGUCUUCACGCCCGUUGGGGAAGGCGUCACCUUUGAGCGCUUCAUCGUCCAGUGCAUGAACCUCAUCAAGAUGAUUGUUAAGAACGAUGCCUACAAACCUGCCAAGAACUUGGAAGACAGUAAACCAGAGAGUCUGGAGGCUCACAAGAUCAAGACGGCUUUCUUCACACACCCCACGCUGACGGAGAUCGGACGCCGGCUCGUCUCCCACUAUUUCCUCCUCACUGAGGAGGAGCUGGCGAUGUGGGAAGAGGAUCCUGAGAGUUUUGCUGUUGAGGAGACAGGAGGUGACUCUUGGAAGUACAGUUUGCGGCCCUGUACAGAAGUUUUGUUCUUGGAUAUAUUCCACAACUACAGCCAGACCUUGACUCCUGUGCUGUUGGAUAUGGUUCAGAAUCUGCAGGGCCCAACCAAUGUAGAAGAGCCUGUUCAGUUGCUAAUGAAGGACGCAGUGUACAACGCAGUUGGACUGGCUGCCUUUGAGCUGUUUGACAACGUGGACUUUGACCAGUGGUUCAAGAAUCAGCUUCUCGGGGAGCUGCAAGUCAGCCAUCACAGGUACAAGCUGAUUCGACGGAGAGUCAUCUGGCUAAUAGGCCAGUGGAUUUCAGUCAAAUUCAAAUCGGACCUUCGUCCUUUGCUGUACGAGGUCAUCCUCAGUCUCAUGCAGGAUCCUGACUUGGUGGUGCGGAUUGAGACUGCUACAACUCUGAAGCUCACUGUUGACGACUUUGAGUUCAGGACGGAGCAGUUCCUCCCUUACCUGGAGUCCAUCUUUGGACUGCUCUUCCAGCUGUUGCAGCAGGUGACAGAGUGUGACACCAAAAUGCAGGUGCUCCACGUCAUUUCCUGCGUUAUUGAAAGAGUCAACACACAGAUCCGACCCUAUGUAGGCUGUCUGGUGCAGUACCUGCCUCUUCUUUGGAAGCAAUCUGAAGAGCAUAACAUGCUAAGAUGUGCCAUACUCACUACGCUCAUUCACCUUGUGCAGGGCCUCGGUGCUGAAAGCAAGAACCUGUACCCCUUCCUUCUUCCUGUCAUCCAGUUAAGCACAGAUGUUUCACAGCCACCUCACGUGUAUUUGCUGGAGGAUGGGCUGGAGCUCUGGUACGUGACUUUGGAGAAUAGUCCGGCCAUCACCCCUGAGCUGCUCAGAAUUUUCCAGAACAUGUCAGCUCUCUUGGAGUUGAGCUCGGAGAACCUGCGCACUUGCUUCCAGAUCGUCAACGCUUACCUGUACCUCUCCCCGACAGAGUUCCUCCAGAACUAUGCAGAAUCCCUGUGUCAGUCCUUCUGUGACCUGCUGAAAGACAUCACGAAUGAAGGACAGGUCCAAGUGCUGAAGGUGGUCGAAAUAGCUUUAAAGGUUAGCCCCAUACUCGGAGCCCACAUGUUCCAGCCCCUGCUGCCAGCUGUCCUCAGAGGUGUAGUGAAAGGCGAGAGAUACCCUGUGGUGAUGUCCACCUACUUGGGCAUCGUAGGCCGCAUUCUGCUCCAGAACUCUAGCUUCUUCUCGUCGCUGCUCACUCAAAUAGCCUCCGAGCUUGGCCAGGAGAUUGACCAGUUGUUAGGCUGUGUGAUUGAGAUGUGGGUGGACCGCAUGGACAACAUCACACAGCCGGAAAGGAGGAAGCUAUCUUCUCUGGCGUUGCUUUCUCUCCUACCGUCUGACAACAGUGUGAUCCAGGACAAGUUUUGUGGCAUUAUCAACAUCUGUGUCGAGUCUUUGCACGACGUGAUGACAGAAGAUCCCGAGACAAGCACCUACAAAGAUUGCAUGCUGAUGAGCCACUUUGAGGAGCCCAAGCUGAGUGAUGAUGAGGAGCCCCCGACCGAGCAAGACAAGAGAAAGAAACUAUUAGCCCUGGAGGACCCCAUCCACAGCGUUUCCCUGCAGCAGUUUGUCUACGAGAAGCUGAAGGCUCAGCAGAACCUGCUGGGCGACCCGGGUUUCAGCAGCCUCAUGGAGACGGUGGACACGGAGGUCGUAAGGCAGCUGCAGGAGUUCCUGCAGGGCUUCUGAAAGCACAUCCAGUCUUUUCUCAACUACACAACACACCUUUGCCGCUUAAUCCUCAAGGCCUUUUUUCCUUUUGAGAGAAAAAGAAAAAAAAAAAGACUCCCGUGUGGACCGCUAAUCCAAAUCUUCCCAAACGCUGCCCAUGCUCAGCCUUAUCUAUAUUCAGAACUAGCUUUGUCCGUUCCCUCGCUAACACCUCACAUCCCUCCUUUGACAAACUAGCUUUAUACCCCCUUUUUAAUGACUAGAUAUUGGGUUUAUGUGUGUAUUUACCAUGAUUUUCUAAAGCAUCGCCUCACUCGAGCUUCCACUCAGCUUCUCGACUUGUAGUAUCUUCCAUGGGUGUGAUUUUGAUGUGGAACGUGUGGCGGCAUACUCGCCCAAAAAAAAAAAAAAAAAAAUCAUUUCAGUGGAAUAAUCAACAAGACUGGAGCCGAAAUGUGGAUGGAUGAAAGGAUACGCGACGGACCUGAAACAGUGUUUACAAAGUCUAUUCUUCUUAAGGAAAAAAAAAAAAAAAAAAAACACAAAGAAUUGUAAUUUUUGUAUGUAUGUAAAAUAUGGACAAUCUGCAUGAAUCUUCUUUUAGUUAGUUCUUAUUUUUGUUGAUACCCCUCCCCCCCACCUCGUGUUUUCAAGUGAGCAUUUCAUAACCGGAGGUCAAGUUGAAGUAACUACUGAGUGUUAUUGUUGUUUUUAUUUUUUGUUUGUUUUUUUAAGUUAGCCUAUCUAAUUUUUUUUGGUAGUUCUUUUAAGCCAUUGAUUUGAAUGCGGAACCACAUUAUGUACACAUGUACUGCUGCUAAUUGUGGGCGUCGGAGCACUUUAUUAACCAAAAACUUUCUUCUCAUCACUGCUACAUUUUGUUCAACACAGUGAAUAUCAGCAGGAUGCCUUCACCCCCCCCCAAAAAAAAAAAAAAAAAAAAAAUUACACUACCUUUGUCACCUACCUUAUUAUAUCACUUUUAUUUGUCCAUGUAUACUGACAACAUGUUUGGUUUAGUGUUGGAACCCUUAUUGAAGACAGUUUAAUUUCAUUCAGGCAAUAUGAGUUUAAUAAAAGUCCUUUCGUGA